Messenger RNA from Megalopta genalis, 2369 nucleotides. Its product is annotated as short-chain dehydrogenase/reductase family 16C member 6. Gene Ontology annotation, molecular function: oxidoreductase activity, acting on the CH-OH group of donors, NAD or NADP as acceptor. The record is from RefSeq and is a predicted model, not a curated record. Gene Ontology annotation, cellular component: lipid droplet. Lineage: Eukaryota; Metazoa; Arthropoda; Insecta; Hymenoptera; Halictidae.
AUGUGUACAUGAAGUCACCGCUUUCUUCGGCGACGAUCUCUGUGGUGUUCGGUUUACACGAAAACGAUUUUUCUGUAACCCCGCUUGGACGUUUAUUUUAAGUCAAUCCGCUCGUAAUUGUCAGAGUUUAUUACGCGGAUGGAAGUAAACAAUUUAUUAAUACCAGUUCGGUAUUAUAAAUUUCACAAGGCUGAUUCGCAUAUAUUUUUAUCCUUAACUGAUCGAAUGAAUCGGAUCACUGUUAUCACGUGUCUCGUCUUCGGCACAGCCAGUCCACACCGGAUGUUACAAAGCUCCGCAAAUAUUAGAACGUUUAUUUUCGACUUCUUUAUCAAACACUAAAUCCAGGAAUCUCGAGAUUUCUGGUCCAAAGUCCGCUAGUACCCAAUCACUAUCAAUAUAAGAUCGAAAUAUUAUUAGCCCUCGAUACUUAUCUGAAUUUCGUAGUUUUCGUUAUCUCCUGUUACAUAAGAAGCACUUCUCGUAAGAAAAAGCUGUAAACAAAGCUAGUUGAUAACCGACGUUAUCAACAUCUCAUUUCACAAUCGGAAUGUUGAUCACUCUUCUUUCUUAAGAUCGCGUCAAGUACCAACCGGAAUUAACUGCGUUAUUCAAUUAUGGCUAGAGGAGUACGAAGACUUGAAAAUAUAAAAUCGAAUUUUACUUCUCGAUCUGGUCAGUUCCAUCCGAACGACUCGGUUUCUUUCAAAACACCGCAAAUCUUCGACUUAUCGCGUGUCUUCGGUUGCAGAUUUCGAAUCCCAAGAAACGCACAAAAACAUAGAUAUGCGUAAUUAAAAGGCGACAUCCGAUUUCUGGUGCUUCCACAAGUCGAUCCCUGUUUCGCAACCGGUGAAAUUGAAGGCUUUUUACAUAAUCGCGUUCGGUCGAUUCAUUCGUUGGUGCCCCAUACUUGCCGGUACCGAAUUCCGAUACGCCGGAAGAUUGUAAAGAUAACCGGUUUGAUAGCCGCGAGUCAGGAAGGAAAUCUUCCGUGAGAUCAUGGUGAAAGUGUCCGGAGGCGCGCUGCUCUUCGUGGAGAUCCUGCUGACGCUCCUGAAGAUUCUCUACUACACCGGGGAAGGGAUCUACAGGUUGUUCGUCCCUGUCGAAGAGAAGAGUGUGGCUGGAGAGAUCGUCCUGGUUACUGGUGCAGGUCACGGAAUUGGCAAGGAAUUAGCAUUGAAAUAUGCAUCACUGGGUGCAACAGUUGUCUGCUGGGACCUGAACCAACAAGGAAACGACGAGGUAGUGGAGGAAAUCAAGCAAUUAGGCGGGUCUAAAGCCUACGGCUACAAAUGCGACAUAUCGAACAGAGACGAAGUGUUGAAGGUGGCACAGAAAGUCAAGGAAGAAGUCGGUGAUGUGACGAUCCUUGUUAAUAAUGCCGGCAUCAUGCCUUGCCAUACCUUUAUGGGUCACUCAUCGGAAGAGAUCAAGCGAAUAUUCGAUAUCAACGUGUUAGGACACUUUUGGACUCUGCAAGCUUUCUUGCCUAGUAUGAUCAAGAAGAACCACGGGCACAUCGUUGCCCUGUCGUCAAUGGCCGGCGUCGUCGGUCUCGCGAACCUGGUGCCAUACUGUGCCUCGAAAUUCGCUGUGAGAGGAUUGAUGGAGAGUCUGAAUGAGGAGCUUCGAUCGUCGUCCAAGGACAAUCCUUCAAAUUUGCAAUUCACCACCAUCUAUCCGUACAUGGUGGACACUGGCCUCUGCAAGAAGCCAAGAUUCAGGUUCACCAGCUUCAUGCCACUGGUUUCAGCGAAACAGGCAGUUGAAAAAAUAGUUGCGGCGCAGAGGCGGAACAUCCGAGAAAUAUCCAUUCCCGCGUACUGGCUGUAUGUUAACUGUUUCUUAAGAACUUUUCCUGAAAAGGGCCUAGUCGGCGUGGUGGACUUCUUCAACUCGGGCGUCGAUCCGGACAGCUAACGAAUGUCCCCGAGAUCUAUCCACGCGGUUAACAAAAUAAAAAAAGAAGUCUUGUCAAUGACUCACGUAACAGCUUGUCAACUAUAAACAAAAAAAAAGGAACAGCUUGUCAACUAUAAACAAAAAAAAAGAAACAGUCUCGUUUAUAUAUCUGAUCGGUUUUUUUGGUAUCAUCGUGUGUACAAUUCUGUUUAUAAACUUGCAGAUAAGUUUUUGAUUAGGGAAUGGAACUCCUUGGAAUAUUCCGUUCACUGUCCAUCACUAUCUUCGAACACGGUCUAACUUUCUUUUUUCUCUCGUUGUUGGUGCUCCGCAAGGAGUUGUGCAUAAUAUGUGUAAACCUGAAAAAAUAUUUCUUGAUGUGCAAGAAAGAAGCUUGUAUUUACUUGAAUGUUCUCUUUUCUUUUUUGAAUGAUUCAUAUUAAAUGAAUGUUGCCUGGUAA